Panicum virgatum (switchgrass) is the source of this 1527-nucleotide messenger RNA. RefSeq names its product L-type lectin-domain containing receptor kinase IX.1-like. Gene Ontology annotation, biological process: protein phosphorylation. Gene Ontology annotation, cellular component: plasma membrane. The record is from RefSeq and is a predicted model, not a curated record. The coding region runs from base 1 to 1527 and encodes 508 amino acids. Gene Ontology annotation, molecular function: ATP binding; protein kinase activity. Lineage: Eukaryota; Viridiplantae; Streptophyta; Magnoliopsida; Poales; Poaceae. The transcript is spliced from 2 exons.
AUGGUGGACGGCGUCUGCAGGCUCGAUUCGGCCGUGGAGCGACUCAAAUCGAGCUCGAGGAGGGUCGAGGAUCUUCGGGGUGAGGCUAGGGAGCUCGGGCGCGAAGGGUUUGCGGCGGGACGGCGAGGAACGGCCGGCGCGACGAGCUCUGCUCGCCCUGCUCGGCUCGUGCACGCGAGCUCGAAGGAAGAUGAAAGGACUGCGCUGGACGGGAAGCUUCGAGGCCUGCGUGAGGAGAAGAGCGGCGCUCAGACGCGAUUGCCGACGCGUGGAAGCGGCGCGCCGACGGCCACAGUCGCCGGUCGCUUCAGUGACAACAAAUGGAAGCGCCUAAAACUAAUUAUGGAGGUGGCCGGCCUGUCGGUCGCCAGCACAGUGGUGCUCCUGCUCUGCCUCGGCCUCUCCCAUCGGUGCCUUUUGCAAUGCCGCGACGGCAGGACGACGGCGACGACCAAGACGAAAUCCGUCAGAUCACGGUCGUACUUCCGUGGUGAAGCCGUGGAACUCAUCGAACUCGAGCAAGGCACUGGCGUCACCGGGCCAAGGAGAUUCUCCUUCGACGAGCUCGCCGCCGCCACCGACAACUUCUCCGACGACAGGAAGCCCGGAGAAGAUGGCUUCGGAUCGGUGUACCGUGGGUUCUUGGAGGGCCUGAACCUCCACGUGGCCAUCAAGAGGGUCUCCAAGACCUCCCCGCAGGGCUGGAAGGAGUUCGUGUCGGAGGUGAAGACCAUCAGCGGGCUCAGGCACCGGAACCUCGUGCUGCUCAUCGGCUGGUGCUGCAGCGGCGGCGACCUCCUCCUCGUCUACGAGCUGAUGCCCAGCGGCAGCGUGGACAGCCACCUCCACAACCCGAGCAAGCACCUCGGCUGGCGGGAGAGGUACCAGAUCGUGCUCGGGAUCGGCUCCGUGCUCGUGUACCUACACCACGAGACGGAGCCGCGCGUCGUGCACCGCGACGUCAAGCCAAGCAACGUGAUGCUAGACGUGGCGUUCGCAGCCAAGCUCGGGGACUUCGGGCUGGCGCGGGCGGUCGAGGACGGUGCCCGUCGGUCGUGGACCACGGUGCCGGCGGGCACGACGGGGUACCUGGACCCGGAAUGCGUGGCCACCGGCAGGACCAGCGUGGAGUCCGACGUGUACAGCUUCGGCGUCGUGCUCCUCGAGAUCGCCUCCGGGCGGCGCCCCGUGGCGACGCUGCCGGACGGGAGCACGGCCCACCUGGCGCAGAGGGUGCGGGACCUCCACGACGCUGGGAGGGUCCUCGAUGCGGCGGACGCGCGGCUGGGCGGGGACUACCACGCCGAGCAGAUGGAACGCGUGCUCGUCGUUGGGCUCUGGUGCGCGCACCCGGACCGGAGCCUUAGACUGGACGUCAGGCACGCGGUGAACGUGCUCCGGUUCGACGCCCCGCUGCCGAUCCUCCCGGCGGAGGAUGCCGGCCGUCGCAGCACGCCUUGCGCUGCCGGUGGCCGAUGCGGUGUUUCUGAGGGACCGAAACUGGCGAUCAGAGGGGACUGGAUGUGA